Molecule: messenger RNA, 2100 nt
Organism: Medicago truncatula (barrel medic)
Lineage: Eukaryota; Viridiplantae; Streptophyta; Magnoliopsida; Fabales; Fabaceae
Product: rop guanine nucleotide exchange factor 14
Exons: 8
Coding region: 239-1915 (558 amino acids)
Molecular function (GO): guanyl-nucleotide exchange factor activity
Source: RefSeq, a predicted model, not a curated record
UCUUAAAUCCAUUCCUUCAUAAAUUUCUCUCCUCUCAACUCUCUCUCUCUCUCUGCAAUAUUGAACUCUCACCACUCUUCUUCAUCAUUGCUAUAUGCUUAAGCUUUACAUCACCAUCAGCAUUGAAUCUUUCACUGCAUAACAAUGCAAUCUAAGAAUAAUAUAUUUUGGACAUUGUUGGUGACGGUGUCAGAGUAAGAGUUAUUGAAGCCACAGUACAUUUGUUAAAGUGAAAGAGAUGUUUAGAAUGAAGAAAGGACUAGCUUGCUGCAGCAGAGGGAAGAAAAUCAGCAUUGAUUUUCAUGACCAUGAGAGAAUUAUGACAUAUAAUGGCCUUGAGAGUUGCAUUCUAAACAAUCAGUCUUAUGAAGAAGAAAGCAGAACAAGUAGAGGAGACGGAGGCAUAACCGAUUCAUUUGAUGACGAUGAUUCAAGCUGUUCUUCAAGCAAAGAUGCGUUUGGAUCAUUCUCUUCAAAGUGUUUAACAAUGAAAAGGGAGGAUGAACAAGGACUUGAGGAAUGGGAACUCUCAGAAAGUCCGCAACAUUUUCAUGUCAAAGAGAAACCUUCUUAUGCAAUCCAACAUUCAGAUAUUGAAGCCAUGAAGGAAAAUUUUUCAAAGCUCUUACUUGGUGAAGAUGUUACUGGAGGAACUAAGGGCAUUACUACAGCUUUGGCACUGUCUAAUGCCAUCACAAACUUAUCAGUUACUGUUUUUGGUGAGCUAUGGAAAUUGGAACCGCUAUCUGAAGAAAGAAAGAGCAAAUGGCGAAGAGAAAUGGACUGGUUACUGUCUCCUACUAACUAUAUGGUUGAGCUAGUUCCUGCUAAGCAAAACAAUGCCAAUGGUAGAAUCUUUGAGAUAAUGACGCCUAAAGCUCGUGCAGACAUUCACAUGAAUCUUCCAGCACUCCAGAAGUUGGACUGUAUGCUUAUCGAUGCACUUGAUUCAAUGGUGAAAACAGAGUUCUGGUAUGGAGAGGGAGGAAGCCGGACUGAAGGGAAAGACAUGAGUGUGCGGCAUAGUAAAAGAUGGUGGCUUCCCUCACCUCAAGUACCAAAAACUGGGCUUUCUGAUACCGAAAGAAAGAGGUUGGUUCAUCAGGGGAAGGUGGUACGCCAAGUAUUCAAGGCUGCCAAAUCUAUCAAUGAUAAUGUGUUGCUUGAAAUGCCUGUGCCAAUGGUUAUUAGAGAUGCACUUGCAAAGUCUGGAAAGGCAAACCUUGGACAAGAACUGCACAAGGUUUUGACAGCUGAAUCAACUUCUGGAGAAGACAUGAUUAAAUCUCUCAAUUUAAAAUCUGAACAUAUGGCCCUUGAGACCAUUAAUAAAUUGGAAGCUGUUAUAUUCUCGUUGAAAGAGAGAACUAUGGAACAAGUCACUGGCAAAUCACCGGUUCGAACCUCAUGGUCUUUUGUGAAGGGCCCUAUGUCAGAAGCUGAUAAAUUGGAGUUAUUAUUGGACCGUGCUGAAACACUUUUACAGCUGCUUAAAAUCAGAUAUCCUAAUCUUCCUCAAACAUUUCUUGAUGCUGCUAAAGUUCAAUAUGGCAAGGAUAUUGGACAUUCCAUUAUGGAAGCUUAUUCAAGAGUUCUUGGAAAUUUAGCCUUCAGCAUAUUGUCUAGAAUAGGAGAUAUAUUACAAGAGGAUUGUCUAAGCAGUUCUAACUCACUAAGUUGCUCCCCUGGAAUAAAUAUCUCUGAAACUUGGAUGGUGGAUUCACAUAUUAAGCAAUCCUUACUUCAAAAGAUAAACAAAGCAGAUGGAAAAUGUUGUGACAGUACUUCAGAUUUAGAACUCAAAUCAUUUGAUGCUAAAUCCAAAGAUGUGAUAAUAGCUACACCAAACAGGAGUAGUGUCUGGUGCAUUAGUAGAGAGGCUUGUACAAGUGUGUCUACUCAAAAUUCGCCAUAGAUUUUUUUUAUAUCGGAUUUGUAAAUGAUAUUGUUAUUAUUAUAUGCUCAGUAUGAAUAUAUAGAAGCAAAUUGAUAUGUUUGCCUUCUCAUAUUUUUUGGGUUGUUUUAGGCUCUGAUAACAUAUUAGAUGUAGAGCUCUUUAUUGACAUUGAAGAGGAAAUAUCAGAAAAAUUGUGUGUGAAA